GGCGGGGCAAGGGGGGGGAGGACGCAGCACGCGGGAACGAUGGCGGCGGAGGCGCGCGUGUUCGGGGACCUUCGCGACAAACUCCGUCACAAACAGCAGCAGCAGCAACAACAGCAGCAGCAACAGCACAGGGGCGAGCGCGACGAGAGUGACGAGCAGCACGAGCAGCAGCAGCAGCGUAAGAAACAGCACGAGACAGCCGCCACAGAGCUGGGCGAGCGCGGCCUCAAGCACGGCCGCGACGAGAAGGAGGCUCCUGCUGCUGCUGCGGCGGCGGUGACGACGGCGACGACGGCGGUGGCGGUGGCCCGGGCUCGAGAGGCACCGCGCGGCGCGGACAAGCAGCAGCAGGAGGAUGAGGCUGAGGUGAAGAUGGAGAAAGAGGUGAUCGAGCACGACGCGAAGCAGCAGCAGCAGCAGGAGGAGGAGGAGUGCAAGGCCGUGGAUGUGUCGAUGGACGACGACGAGGAUGGCGACGACGAGAUAGCCAAACUCGUGCGUACGGGCGUGCGGCAGGUGAUCGCCUUCUCCGCCGCCGAGGUGGCGCGCAUCGAGGGCCGCAUCGACGAGGUGGUGCGACGCGGCGAGGCUGGCGCGCUCCGCACCGGCACCGUGGACCGCGCGCCUCUGCGCGUCAAAUACUUCUUCGGCGAGGGCUACUCGUACGGCGCGCAGCUCGAACGCCGUGGCCCCGGUCAGGAGCGGCUGCUUCCUCGGGGCUCCGUGGACGAGAUCCCUCGCUGGGUACGGGACCUCGUGAUCGCGCCCCUGGAGCGACGCGGCGUGUUGCCCGCGGGCUUCGUCAACUCGGCCGUCAUCAACGACUACCUGCCCGGCGGGUGCAUCGUCUCGCACGUGGACCCCAUUCACAUCUUCGAGCGGCCCAUCGUGUCGGUGUCUUUCUUCAGCGACUCGGCGCUCUGCUUCGGUUGCAAGUUUCGCUUCAAGCCGAUACGCGUGUCCAAGCCCGUGCUGUCUGUGCCCGUGGCCCGCGGCUGUAUCACCGUGCUCAGUGGGUAUGCUGCGGAUGAAAUCACGCACUGCAUACGUCCUCAAGACAUCAAGCAGAGGAGAGCUGUCAUUAUCUUGCGCAAAACUAGGGAUGAUGCGCCACGGAUGGACUCCCUGGCCAACCAUCCCGCACAACCACUGCCAGCCCAGCAACCCCACACACGCCACCCCCAUCACCAGGCUGAGCCCCGCAAGCGCAAGACAUCGCGUCGGAAAGCGGCGCCACAUGAGGCACACUGGCCCCGGAUGCUCGAGAUGGACAAGGAGGAGAACCGCCGAGCGGCGCAGCGCAAGAGUGGGCACCGAGCAGCUCCGGGCAGUCGCCCCAAAAGGGGCGACCCAUUCGCUCACUCGGGCAGCAGCUCGGAUGAGAGAAGCCCCAUGCAUGACGGCAAGAGGCGGCGCGUAUGAAGACGGAGGAGGCGUGCGCAUAGCUCGUGGCUGGUGGGCUUGUGCAGUGGCAUUGCAAGAAGCCCCUUUCGAGCCGAGGACGGGACAGGUUUGGCCUUUUUUGGCUUAAGCGUUGUGCCCAGGUAGGUGGGUGGUCACGGCUUCUCUACAGGAUAGGAAAUGGCAUGCCUGACCUUCGCCCCUCAUUGGCAGCAGUUGGUACUAAUACAUAAUAGAUUAUGCUCGUUUGAGCAACUACAGCACAGGGUCAGAGCAUGAGGGCUUUACAAAUGGCAUGUGGAGGGGAAAUGUUAUUGGAGCUUUUGAUACAAGUUUUGAGUGUUUUUUGGAUGAUAUUUGUAAAGGUUUUGUCACUUUUCAGUAGCAUGAAUGUUAAGGCAUGUAAACUCUAAAACAAUUUUUUUUUAAUCUUUUGAUAGGAUGCAGUGUUACAAGAAUGUUGUAAACCUCCCUUAAAAGGGAGUUGUCUAUAUUGACAAAGUUUAAAUUGUUUUUAUAUAAACUCCAGUGUUAUACUCGGUUUAAAAUCGGUUAUCUUUCGUGAGUAAGGUGGAAAGAGCAAUGUUCCUAACAACUCGACACUAUACUGAUUUUUCCGUAUGUUUAUACAAAUGCAUUGUAUUAUUUCCAAAGUUAUAUGUCUAUGUUUAGCUGAGGAUGUCAAUGUCAUGCACAAGCAGCUUGUGCAAGUCACUUCGAUUCCCCCUCUACCGCACUGCACAGCUGACUUGACUUGACUUGCAUUGAUUACCUUGAGUGGUGUCGUUUAAACACCACUGUAGGUGCUCGGGAGACAGCCAUGUAUGGCACUGAUUUUUCCAUUUCAUUUUGGCCAAUGGCAUUUUUAAUUGGUGCAGACUAGAAGCACCUGAUUCAACUAAUUUAAAAGUCUUUGUUAUCGUGACUUAUUAUCUUUGUACAAUCGUCAUAUCCCCUGAAACUGCAGGAUUCAUCGCUACACUUACCAAAGGUAGUGAUACUUUAUUCAAGGUUGUGCAAAUAAUAUGUAUUUGUUUGCAUUACUUUUCAACUUCCAACAUGUUACAUUGUGCUCAGGGUCCUUGUAUGUGGUUGCUGUUUAACGGGGGACCUCGGAGCUUUUAAAAAUGCCCCCUGUGCCUCCGAACAUGGGCAUUUUGGAACAAUCACGCUCCACCAGGCAACACAAUUGCCUAUACUGUUUCCUAUCUCUUCACACUUGUGAAAUGGUGCAAAUUGAUGGAUACUUGGUGGGGGAGGGGGGGACAAAUAUACCCGAGUUAUAAUAAUUCUUUGUGCAUACCUCAUGCCAAUAGGUCACAGCACCAGGCUUUAAGUGAGCGAAAAAUGUGUUAAAGAAGCACGUAUAACGAAGGGCAUGGACAGGUCUUUUGUCAGUAAACUGCAGGAUGAGAACAAGCCUUUUAGAAAUUGGCUCAUGGGGGUUUCAUGACCAUACAUCACCAUGCUGAUCGCUGUGAGUUGAUGGCGGAGAGCAUGGACAUAGGAACAUAGAAUUACAGUACAACUUAUUUUGCUGCAUAGAAUUACAGUACAACUAUGCUGAACACCAUGUAGCACAGCCCCCCAGCUGCCUAUGAUAACCUAGCGUGCAUGGUGGUCGCUCAUCCAAGCACUAUCCAAGCUCAACGCUGAUUAGUUUGAGAUCUGAAUGACCCAAGAAAUCACCAAAUCAGCCGAAUUCUGGAUGAUUUGGUCAGACAAAAUAAUUCACACUGCAUACAGCAUCAAGAAGAAUACAACUAGCAUGAUAAUAUAUUUUUCUCUUAUCACAAGUUGAUUGCAUCCGCUGAAUUGAAUAUACAUUUCAUUAACAACUGGCUCCCAGUGUAGGAUUUUCCCCCACGUGUGCAUGGCAAAAUUUGUUUCGCCUAAUUUAAUGGCUGUGUGGCACUUUUAAUUACCUGUGCAAUAGACCAGGUUGGAUUAAAAAAAAUCGUUAAUGUUUUUAAUUUUUCAAUGUCGGUGCCUACGUACGUAGGUGUGAGUAUUCUGAACAGGUCGCUUCCUGCAGCGGUAGUCGCCUCCUACAGAGGACAAAACAAAAACACGGCCAAUCAACCCAUAAAGUUGCCCUGUCACAUGGCUAGGAUCACGUUAUUUCUCUGCAAAAGGUGUUCAGCGGAGGGAACCGUGCUGCCUAAUGUGAUUUUAAUUUUUUUGUUUCAACAUGUGUUUGGUAGAAUUCACUGCACUAGAUUGUUUGGUUUGAACUGCCUUUUGUUAAUUAUAGAAGUUGCCCAAGCACAUGUUAUGAUGAAAAGUGAAAAAUAUAAUAUUUUGCGGCAUGUGAAAAAUUAGGCCAUGCUGUGACAUUGUUUGCAAAGAAGGCCACUGUGCUGGUGUAAGCAGUAGAUUUAAAUAAUUUGAAAACUAGCUGUAAAUAGUUGUGGGAAAUAUUCACGUAACAAUGAAUACCAGGUCACAGGAGGUGAUGAUUUCCAGUAAGAAUUUACCUGGUUAAAAUGAAUGUUUGUUGUGUAGUGGAAGUUUGUUGACUGUUCUCUUUGACUUAACAAAGUGGCCAAAUCCGUCGAAUGUUACGAUUGACCCCAGUAUCUGUGCCAUGUCAAUGAAAGUUACACUGCACAUGUUGAACACAUUGCAACCAAGCUUGUGCUCGUAUGAAAUGCUACACCAGGUCAUGGUCGUCCAGGAUUCAAUGAGAAACUUGCUUCCCUGAAAUAUUCAGGGCUUUUGGUUCUCAGUAUGAAUGUAUACAGAUAUUUGAAGAUGGGGGGAAAAGGUAUACACGGUGCUAAGUGGAAAGUGAACGAUGCUAUAAAUAUGUUGGGAUUACAAUCACCAGGUGCGUGAUGCCGUAAUUGGAUGCUCAGAAUUGUCGCCUAUGACAUUCAUAUUUGAUUUAAGUAUUGUGCAUCCCAGUGGUGGCUGUUGGAGAUUUUUGUCAUCAAACUUGUUAUUGAUGUGAAUGUUUCUGGGUAUCCCUUGGCGCAUUAGUUGGGGUCGUGACACCUCUUGUCCAUUGUUUCUGAAAUGUUCUGUCAAGUACCUACUCCAUGCUGACACUGACCUUAAUUUUCUCCUUCGUUGUCUCAAAGCCACUUCUUCUGAGUCUUCCCGAGCAUGAUCUUUAUCACAUAAAUUCUAGAUAUUCUUGUGCCACCCUGGCUAUGACCAGGCUAUCUGCAGUGAUGUUUUUACUGUCUGAAUGGCACCUGCACUCCCAUAUAAUGAAAUUCGGCUGCUCUCACACACUAUCAGUAAAAUCCUACGGAACAAAUAGUGUGUCAAAAUUAUAUAAUAUACAAAUUCAUACUCGGAGACAGAAGACAGCAACAGUUAGUGCCUUAACCAUUUAACAAAUAUGCGAGUGUACAUAUCCCAUUCUUACCUCCAGUGAUCCAUCCACCACCUGACCACUCAUGUUGGUUCACUGGUGAGUGAAGCUGAACUCCUGUUAUAUCUGCAAUUUUAAUCCAGAGAUCCUUAUGAAUGAUCUCAAUGAAGAAGGCUAGAGAAAAGAAGCUAAGGAACUAGUGCAACAAAUACAAUUCUAUACCAAGCUGGCCCGAGCUAGAGAACCUCUUCAGGAGUAGCGGAGUUUAUCGCUGUGAUGCCUCCUUUGUGUUUUGUGAAUUGAGUCCUAUAGUCUGUGGUCUAUUCUGAAUGACCAGAGUUGGACACUGAGGAAGGAAGAUGAUGGGAAAUGGGUGUCCUAUGAGUUGUAAAACUAGUUGGGGACGCAACACUGGGAAUUGUUCGUCUUGACUGCCACUGUGCUGAUGACCGUUUGGACUUGUAUGAUAUGAGUUUCCAUCGCUCUAAGUGGUGACUUGGAGGUUUCCAGGUUCAUUUGUGCAUACCUAUUUAUUACUGUGCUAUGGCACUUAUUGUUCUGUUUGUGUCCACAUGUAUGAAUUUGUAUAUAUAUGGGUAAAAUGUUGGCAACAUUUUAUCAUUUAAAUUGUUCUCUGAGCUCCGGCUGAUGUCUUGAGUAGACAGAGUUCGUUCUAUGGGAGAAUGAAAGUCGUGGUUCUGUGUAGGAGAUAACACAUUUUGAGGUGAUUGCUAAAAGUUAAACAAUCUCUUUAACCUGUUUGUUGUUAAACCCCUGGCACUUAAUUAAAAAGUACACUUUCAACUGUUGGCCAAAUUGACAUUAAUCUUAAAUGGCUUUCCAUCUCACCAAAUGCCCUCACGUUGAGAGCAGCUUUUGAUAGACUCCAGUGGAAGAUCAAUACUUGACUCUGGUUUUUUGGAAUCUCCUGACUCCAUCUGUGUUGGCGCCUGCGGCAGCCCCUUAGGAAUUCAAGUUACCAACAUCCUUUUGUAAUCCUCAGGUGCCGACAACCAAUAUAAAAAGGCUUUAUUUACAACGUCAUCGAGUCUGUGAGUUUAUUAUGUCACAUAUCCUCUCAGUACCUCCAACAAACAUGAAUAUGUUCCCCCAUUGUAUUAUAAGGUAUCAUUAGUUCUACAGAUGUGGUAACCAUCUGUCUUGCACUUUAACUUAAAUUAAUACUAAUUUGGGGGGUUGUGCUCAGAAUCAAAAACACUGCCCUUUGUGUUUGGUUUUGAAGCAUUUCCAGUUUAGUGGUUUAGCAAAGUACGCUGCAAACAGGUUUUGUUAGUCCCUUUCUUCAAGCACACUUUGUCCCUUUGUUAUGUAAACUAAUGUGCACUUUAUUACAAAGUUUAGGCGUAGUGAGCAGAGCAAUUGAAAUGGCAAUUGCAUGUUGAUCAAUUGUAUAGGAAGCUUGCUUGACUAAUAUAUGCAUAUUUUUUUUAAUUUCUAGCAGGAUAUAAUUGUUCACUUAGUUUUGGUCCCAUUUUCAUCAAACUCCAGCCUGUGUCAUGUAAAUUUGAGUGCACUUGCAGAGAUUAGUUUACAACACUCGUACAAUUUGCUUGCAGCAGCCAACCAAAUACGUGUAAACUCGUGUGAUAGAUAUAGGUGUGACGGUUUAGGACGUGUGGAAUUUUAAUUCCAAGUUUUCACAAGGAACAAGUGGAAAGUGACAAUUUAAAGUCGAACAGAAAAUAAUUACAAAAUUUGUAAUAAAUUUCCGAUUGCUCAUGUUUAUAACCCAAAUGUGUAAUUGGUACCAAGGCACACAGCGAUGUAGUUAAGUCAAUUGGGAAUCCCGAUUGCCAUCAGUGCCUCACGACACAUUUAAGAAUGACCCCGAAAGCGACACUUUCACGACUCGAGACAACUUCCUUUUCUUUGUGCAUUUCGGUGGUUAAUUCGGUAAAUAUAUUUUUUAUCUUAUCACAAACUGUUUUUAUUUGGGUUUUUUGUGUACAACCAUUACUUUUUCAGUCGCUUUAAUCCCCAUUUGAUAUUGAUUUUGACAUAACGCUUGGGAAAUUGCUUUUGCCAACAUUGCUAUGUGAAGUUCCUCUCGUGUGAAAUCAUGUGCUGGUGUCCACUCUGAGAACAUCAAGCUAUUUUCUUAUCACGAGAAGUUUUUAUACUUUAGAGUCGCCCAUCCUCAUACCUUAGAAGAAUUCAACAGUGUUUAGCACAGUGCCUUGACACUGGCAUCGGUUCAACCUACUGACCCACCCAGCCAUGUUAACACAAGGCAUCAUUAUAAGUAUAGGGGGUUUAGCGUUUGAAAAGUGCAGCUGUUGCACAGUUAACAGAUGGCACUUGGUUUUUGCUUAUGUAAUUGUCUUUACAAACCAGCACACUUGCUUUAUUACUGUCAGAAUGUCGGUUUACUUAAAUUUUACCAUUAAUUUCGUCUCCAUUACACCAACUUAGUCUCAUCAAUGAUGACCAUUCGUAGGCACAGGCCUGUGCCUGGUCCCAAAUGAUAUUUCACAUAAGUACAUUUUUGGCCUAAUUCGACCAGAUGAUAGUCCAACACGAUAUUUUUUUAUGAAUCAAGAUUAUAUUUUUCAAUUACAUUGCAACAGUGUUUUGUUUUGAUAUAUGUCAAAGUUGUUAAUAUGAUGGUUUGAGGUUUAAGUUAUAAAUUAUCACACAAUAUUAGUUGAGAACAAAAUACUUAAGAUUGAGGCAACCACAGGACUCGACUGUCAAUUCAUACAAAUUGGCUCUGGGGAGUGAACCGACCACUUAGAUUUCCUAAGUAGUUUCUUUUUACGACACCCACUGUUUAAUUUAGUUUCAUUGCAACAAUGUCUGUUUUCAUACCUGCAUGUUGACGUCACUGUGUAUUCUAUGCACCGAACAUUACAAUGUAUAAUUUAUCCCAUUAAUAUAUAAAUAAGAUUUAUGUCCUCAAUUUAUUUGUUGUUGCAUUUUAUCUUGUCCCUUGACAAUCACAAACUGUAUAUCAACAAAAGUUCUGCGUUUGUUUGGCAACUAAUGCUUCCCAUUUAAAUCAAACUUUGAUUCUGAGAUGGUAAACUGGGCUGGAGACAUUUCACGCGUAGGCUUUCGCAACCAGAUAUAAUGCAAAAUUCAUAUUUUGAGUCCGAUCUCAUAACUAAAAUGUGCUGUAAAUCGUUCUCCACCCGUCAAAGCCAAUUGAGAAAGUUGUCACGUGAACAAAUGUUAAUUAUUACUGUUUCAGCGCCACCGGGGUGUUUUAGAGCAAUCUCAAGACAUUUAAAUGGAUAUGACUUUUUGCUGAUACUUAAAACCAUCAUCAUCAGGCAGCAAAAUUUCACACCCACUUAAAAUUUGUCAGAUUGCUCGCCAACACAUUGGUGUACUGAAGCAGUACUACGUUGGCGCUUUUGUUCACGUGAUAACUCUAUUCAUUGACCGUGUUGGGUGGAGGAGGGUUUACAACACAUUUUAUUCAUACCAUCUGACCCAAACAAUGUAUUAUGAAGCAAUGCUGAAGAGAGUAAUGCGUUUAUAUACAUGUCCAAAGGUGGCAAACAAGCAGGUUGGUUCAUUGCAGUGUUUCUAUGACGUUUAAUUGGAGGCUGUUUUUCACACCCAAAUUUAUGGAAAAUCUAGUAUUUAUUAUUUGUAACUAUUCAUGUACACUUGUAUUUGUUCACAUUUUUAUAGUAUGCAGACAAACACGAGCUGAAAUGUUUUCGGGACAUUUAUGUUGGUUCAGUUUGACAGUUGUACAGUCAUUCGUUUGUGUUUUUGUGUUUUGGUUUAUUGUUUGAAUAGAUUUCACAUUUAUUUAACGGUGUUCAACAUGAAUGUGAAAUACAUAUAACAUGCAUACGUUUAAAUAUAUGUAUGUAAACAGCACCAAAAUGGUGAAGACAACUUAUAAAAAAUUGCUUGUUGAAAAUAAUAAAACUUUUUUUGUUACGACUGAAUGAAACUGGCUUUGCAUGCAGAUAUGAAAUACGUGGCCAGUUAGGUACCAUGUCAGACUACCGGUCAUGAGUUGGUUGUUGACUUUUUGCUGUUUACACUGCCUCUCCAUUUGUUUUGUUGUAGGCAUAGCCAAACACCUUUUUCAAUAAUUUUUUGUACAACACUGCAUAUUAAAUAUAUUGUUAGGAUUGUUUUGAUAUUAAAUGCAAGUCAUAUUUUUCCAACUGCUAUGUUACACUUGCUACAAAGUGGUAUUUUUUACGCUUGUCAAUACAAAUAAAUAGCUUUCAAAGGUCAAUAAUUUGGUGGUUUAGUGUCAGGUCGCAGAUUCGCACUUACACAAUAAUUGAUUAUCGCUCGAUGCUGCAUAACAUUUAAACCAUUUACAAGAAUGUGGUGUGCAAUUCUCUGGUAAGUUUUAAUUUCGGCAUCUGUCUGAGCUUCACAUGCCUUUGGUAAAACUGGCCUUUAGUUGGAAUGGCAGAUGGAUUAUUUGUGUUUGUUCAAUAUAGACACCCUGCCCUAAUCUUUAUAUUGAUAACGGUAUCCUUUGGAGUGCUGUGGGCAAAAAGUCGGUUAUUGUAGUGCCACUUUUUUAAUACGAGCCAACUCUGCCGGUGUUGUGACAGGAUACACAUGCUGGUAGGUUUUGAGUGUCAUGUUGAAUUUUUUAGUUGAAUCAGCAUAAUGCAUAUAUAAUAUUUACCCCCCCCCCCCUUGCAUACAAGGCAAAAUUAACACUUAAUUUGGUCUUAGUUCCAAUAAUAUACUACAGUUCUGGCAAACUAUCUGUAGCACAAAAUACAUGUAAUUUUGAAAAGCAGUAACAGUACUUGGCCCUUUAUAAACACCCACUUGGAACUCGAACCUUACAGUGAUGUUGGUGCUGAAUAGAUAACAUAUUCUUUGCUUUUUUUUCUCCUGUGUUGUAAAGCAAAAUGUUGUCUUAUCUGGUAAAUUACUUUGUGUUACCAUCUUCAUAUAUCCACUAAUCUUUAGCUAGUUCCCACAAAUAAGAUUUAAUCUGCAGUGCACUGGCAUUAGAACGCAAUGGUCACUUGCUAAUAUCUAAAACACGGUGAGUUCAGACAUUAAAAUGCAUAAAAUUAAACCGUAAUGGUCUAUUUUAAUGCAUGCGUUUCUCAGUGGGUAUAAUCCCUCGUGAUUUGUGGAUAUUUUCACAUUAUUUGAGCUCUGGCUUGCAAUUACAUACUCUUGAAGAUUACCUCACUGUCCCUAUUUUCUUGCAGAAAUGCACUCUUGCUAAUUCUCCCACAGAUCUUGUUCAUGCGGCUGUAGAAAUUGACCGUCCAGCUUUAUGCAAGCUUCUGAACGAGGUGUGUAGGAGUUCACAUUUUGUAUGGCUUGACAUGAAUGACGUUUCCCUCCAGGUGCUUCAAAUUGAGUUCCUAAAACACCCCAGCACGUGGAGCGAAACGUCGGACAUGCUGAACAACACGCGGUACAUCCCCAAAACACAUCAGGAGAGACAACACAACGGCGAAACUCUACGUAAACCUGAUUGCGUUUUGAUCAUCACAGCCAAACACUGACAGUGGUGUGAAAUACUUUGUCAAUGUAUUAAAAUAUCACAAUGGCAUGUUGAAUUUUGUAUAACAGGACAACCUUAUGUGUAUGAUUUGGUUGUGCGCACAUAAACUUAAAAAGUAUUUCUGCAAUGCAAACUGAUUCUGAGACUGUUCCUACAUGUUUGUAUAUUGUAGUUUAUAUUAACACCAAAAUGCAUCUUGUUUAACAAACGUGUAUUUUUUUAAGGAGAUGUUGGAUUAGGUUAAAUGUUUUACAUCUGCCUGCAAACUCACCACAAUGUAAUUUCCCAUAGGCAUAAAAUGGACUGCGAGUGUCAUUUUAUGCAGUGAUAGUUUCCAUUUGGGCUUAAAGAAAUUGCUAAAUUUACUUUCUUGCUGAGAUUAAAAUACUCAAACAGCCUUUUAAAAUAAAUGCAUCGGCUAAUAUGGGAUGAAUGUAAUUGCAGAGUAGUAAAAAAAUGCCUGUAAUUAAAAUGGAAUAAACUACAUCUGGGUUUUUUCAAUUCAAUAAUUAAACAUUUAUGUGGUGUUUUUAUUUUGUAAGAGGCAUGCUCAUUACAGCAAGUGUACAUACUACAGGUGAAAGAAAACUGCUGCUACAAAGUCUUGUUUUAUUGGGUGUAGAUUUCGUAUUUCAGUUGGUGCAGGUCAUUUUCAAAGUAUAACCCACCUUAAUGAUUGUUGAAUUUUGAAAACCUGUCAUUGCAUAAAAUAUAUAUCUGAUUUUUACACUCGUAGAAAUACGGGUCAUACUCUGUCUACAGAGUACUUUACAUUUUUCACAAAUGUUGUUUGGAAGAGGUUUCGCACUUCAUUUGAUAUUUAGUUUUCAUCAUGAGGAAAUAAACCCAAAACAUUGACAGUGGUGUUAGAUACAUCGUCAACUUACAGUAGAUAACUUUCACUGAUGAAAGGUAUAUAAAAAACUUAAAACAACAGCCUGAAAUGUAAUGUAUGUGCUGGUUGUACGUGCACAAUGAUUACUGCAUUCGAAGGCGAACAUCUGAUCUUUAGAGGAUGUACAUGGGCAGCAUUAAGCUGUGUUGUUAUUGUUCAGAAAGCGUUUCUUCAUGCCAGUCAAUAAUUCUCUGAGAUAACUUGUAUAUUUACUGUACAUCCCUGUAAGUUUCACACAAACGGUUUCGUGGGUUUUUUUAUGUUUAAGCUUUAAAAACUCAUUACAAUGUUUUAAGAAUGAAUACGGUUUGGUACGUUCUUUAAUUACAAGAUAAGGCUUUAUUACAGUAAUAUUUUACAUUAUUUUUUGAGAUGACACCAAAUGUUUGGCGAAUAAACAGUCAAGUUAAUUAA
Messenger RNA from Lethenteron reissneri (Far Eastern brook lamprey), 11511 nucleotides. It is a transcript of the gene ALKBH5, whose product is annotated as alkB homolog 5, RNA demethylase. The record is from RefSeq and is a predicted model, not a curated record. Gene Ontology annotation, cellular component: nucleus. Gene Ontology annotation, biological process: mRNA export from nucleus; mRNA processing. Lineage: Eukaryota; Metazoa; Chordata; Hyperoartia; Petromyzontiformes; Petromyzontidae. Gene Ontology annotation, molecular function: oxidative RNA demethylase activity.